GUUGAUACAGACACCUGGGCAUGCCUAUAUACUAUAGCCACUUGCACGAGUGACAGGACUUGUGAAUCCGACUGGAAUGGGUUGAUUAAGAUAUCAUGCGGUCGUGAUCAUUGGCCACACAUCAGUGUUGAUGGUUCCCAGCCCAAGAGAUCAAGAAUCGGCAUCCGAUCCCUCAUAUCUGAGAACUGGAUGGUUACCCUGUGAAACUCGAGUGCAAAGUUUGAAGGAGAUCCAUUCUUCCGCAACAGUGCUCUCGCAUCCGGGAAGUUGCCUCCAACGAUGUCCUAUUCUCUCUAUGCCUUCGGCAGCAACGGCGAAGGCCAACUCGGCGUAGGAACCGUGAGCGACAAACUCCACACGCCCACAAAAGCCCCCAAGAUGCCCCCAUGCGACCAUGGAUACAAGGCAAUACGCGGUGGUGGCAAUCACACGUUGAUACUCACAGCAUCCGGUGCAGUGUACGGGGCUGGCCUUGACCGAAGUGGACAGCUGGGAAGUCAAGCACCGUUGGAAGAUGAAGACGAGAACAGCGGCAGGAUUGUGGAGUUUAAGGACCUUCAUCUUGACGUUGCAUUCUGUGCCGCAGCAUGGGAGUCUUCGGCUUAUAUAUUGACUCCCAUCAGACAUAGCACGACAGGCAUUGUAAAUUCAGGCGUAUAUACUGAAGGCCGCUCCCUCCAUGGCGAGCUUGGACGAGGAGAUCGGGUCGAUAGCUACUCUGUAUCCGGCUCAAUACGCAGCGAAAGGCUUGAAAGGGUGUUGGACGUCUUACCAACUACGCUGCCGGGACCCGCAAUCGACUUCGCUGCUGGAAUGUAUCACUAUCUCGCCGUACUGGAAGAUGGCAGCGUCUACGGCUGGGGAAGAGCACGGAGUGGCCAACUAGGCAAGACAGACCUUACCCACUACUCAACACCCUCUCGAAUUGAAGAUAUCCCGUUCCCGGCUCGAAAAGUGGUGUGCGGGCAAAACUUCACCUACCUAGUCGGUAACCCUGCGUCCGGCGAGCAUAUCGUCUUGGGCGAUGACAAGCACGGCAUUCAAUCGAAGAAACCGGAAAGCGUCAAAGGUUGGAAGGAAAUUGGCGCAACGUGGAAUGCUAUCUUUGUCUUACUUGAGGAUGGAACACUAAUGGCGUGGGGGAAAUCAAAUCUCUGGGAACUGGUACCGCCGAACUUGCCAAAGCUGAAGAACAUAGCUACGGGCUCGGACCAUGUAAUUGCUUUGACGGAGAAGAACACGGUGUUGGCUUGGGGGUGGGCAGUGCAUGGGAAUUGUGGGAACACUGAGGGGUUGAAAAAGCCGCUGAGCAGGGGAUAUGUCACGGGCCAAUUCAAUGAGAUGGAAUUCGAUGGGGAGGUAGUUCAGAUUGGAGCCGGUUACUCUACAAGUUUUGUAGUGGUUAAGGACGGUGACGGCAGCUGAGACUCUGGGUGAGGAGUAUGCAUACAAUGCUGGCUGUUUGAUACCCCUCAACGCAUCUCGACACCUUGAAGACCUUGAAGGCGUUUUAGGAAGUUCGAUUGCAUCAGAGAUACUUGCCAUGAGAUCAGCA
Messenger RNA from Westerdykella ornata, 1555 nucleotides. Its product is annotated as RCC1/BLIP-II. The transcript has a single exon. The record is from RefSeq and is a predicted model, not a curated record. NCBI's taxonomy places the organism in Eukaryota, Fungi, Ascomycota, Dothideomycetes, Pleosporales, Sporormiaceae. Bases 280 to 1425 code for a protein of 381 amino acids.